UCUCUCCUGCUGAUUGCGCUCAGUGGCGUCUAGCAGCAGGAAUUUUGGGGAGUGGAAAUUCCGCUGUUACUUUCGCAUCUCGCCUCGUAUUCCUGACAUUUCUGCUGACGGUCAGUCAGUCGCUGCGAACACAUACAGAGAGAGAGAGAGAGAGAGAGAGAGAGAGGCGGAUAGAGAGAGAGAGAGGCGGAGAGAGGGCUGAACUGAAAGAUCUGUAGAGCAGUGCUCCAAUGUUCCUCUCGGUUGGUUUUCAGUGAAUACCCGUUAACCACUGCUCCCUCUUCUUUCUCUCUCUCUUUUUCAAAUUUCCACUCGGACCUUGUUUGGCAUCACAACUGAAAGGUUUGAUAAAGAACCGAGGGCGCUCAGCUGCCACUUCUGGCGAACGGAUUUUCCCCUUUUUUUUGAUUUCUUCGUUUGGUUUUCUGCUUUUGGAUUAUUCUUAUUUUUUUCUCUCCAGGAGAUGGCAAGUUGUUCCCUGACAGACGCACGGGUCUGGUGCUGAAGCUCGCAGGAUGCUGGGGUCCCUACAACAGCCACAUCUCUCACUUUGAGACAAGCUUCGCUUAUAUUUUUCUUUCUUUUGGACGUAACCCCCCCGGACCUUUCCGUUUGUCUUGAUUUUCUUUAACAUAAUGUCGGGGUUGUACAAUCUAAGGAUGCCUUGUGGAUUGCUAUUGUUCCUUUCCGGCCAGGUCCUCUUGGUCGCUUCGUUGACUCAGACUGAUAAAUGCGGGGGGAAUAUAGAGAUCCACGCAGCGGACUACCUGACCUCCCCGGGCUACCCCGGCGCCUACCCGCCCUCCCAGCAGUGUGUGUGGGUGAUAACAGCCCCCGAGCCCGGGCAGAAGAUCCUCAUCAACUUCAAUCCGCAUUUUGAUCUGGAGGACCGAGACUGCAAGUACGACUACGUGGAGGUUUACAACGGCGGGGACGAGAUCUCAGCCAUGUUGGGAAAGUUCUGCGGGAAGAUCGCACCGUCUCCGAUCAUCUCCAGCGGCAGCCAGCUCCUCAUCAAGUUCGUCUCUGACUACGAGACACACGGGGCGGGAUUCUCUGUGCGCUACGAGGUCUUCAAGACAGGCCCAGAAUGUUCCAGGAACUUUACAGCUCCCAGAGGCGUCAUCAAGACACCGGGCUUCCCUGAGAAGUACCCCAACAACCUGGACUGCACCUUCAUGAUCUUCGCCCCCAAGAUGUCUGAGAUCGUGGUGGAGUUCGACAGCUUCGACAUGGAGCCCGACACCACGCCGCCGCCAGGCGCCCUCUGCCGAUACGACUGGCUGGAGAUCUGGGAUGGCUUCCCCGCAGUGGGCCCCCACAUUGGCCGCUACUGUGGCCAGACGUCCCCGGGCCGUGUGAUCUCCUACACGGGCAUCCUGUCCAUGACCAUCACCACUGACAACGCCAUCGCCAGAGAGGGAUUCUCCGCCAACUACACCAUCCGCGAGAGGAGCCUCCCCCUGGGACACGAGGAUGAGGAUUUUGCUUGUAUGGAGCCACUGGGCAUGGAGUCGGGGGAAAUUUCCUCAGAGCAGAUCACUGCCUCCUCCCAGUAUAACUCCAACUGGUCCCCUGAACGCUCGCGCCUCAACUACCAGGAGAACGGCUGGACGCCCUCUGAUGACACUGUCAGGGAGUGGAUUCAGGUGGACUUGGGAUUUCUGCGAUUCGUCACAGCUAUCGGGACGCAGGGAGCGAUCUCCAAAGAGACCAAGAAGCACUACUACGUCCGCUCCUACAAAGUGGACCUGAGCUCCAACGGAGAGGACUGGGUCACCAUGAAGGAGGGCUCCAAGCAGAAGAUCUUCCAGGGGAACCACAACCCAACAGACGAGGCUCGCUCCUUCUUCCCCAAACAGACUCUGGCCCGCUACAUCCGCGUGCGCCCCAUGUCCUGGGAGCAAGGCAUCUGCAUGCGCUUUGAGAUCUACGGCUGCAGAACGUCAGACUACCCCUGUUCAGGGAUGCUGGGGAUGGUGUCAGGCCAGAUCGCAGACGCUCAGAUCAGCGCUUCGUCGUACGCCGACCGGGGCUGGGUGGCUGAAAACGCCCGCUUGUUGACGGGGAGAUCGGGCUGGACCGGGCAGCAAACCAAGCAGCCCUUCAGAAACGAGUGGCUACAGGUGGAUCUGGGCCAGGACAAGAUGGUGAGUGGCGUGGUGAUCCAGGGAGGGAAACACCGCGACAGGAACGUCUUCAUGAAGAGGUUCAGGGUGGGACACAGCCUGGACGGAGACGAGUGGACCAUCGUUAAGGAGGACAACACCACCAAGCCCAAGAUAUUCAUCGGGAAUCAGAACCACGACACCCCAGAGCUGAGGUCCAUGGGUCCCCUGCUGACCCGCUUCGUCAGGAUCUACCCGGAGAGAGCCACCAACGAGGGCCUGGGCCUCCGCCUGGAGCUGCUGGGCUGCGAACUGGACGACUUUACAACUACAGCCCCUCCCACCACCGCCAUCGUCUCUACACUUCCUGUGACCACGUUUGGCGCGACCACCACGGCGCCCAUCACCGUCCCCGGCACCAGCCUGUCCCCAGUCUGCGAGGAAGGACACGAGGACUGUGGCGGCGAGACCGAGGCUCCCGGUGACUACGACACAAUGACGGCAGGAGGCCCCGCAGCGGCCGACCCCAUCAUGGACUUCAUGCCAGAGUACGUGUGGUUCGCCUGCAACUUUGACUUCUCGUCAUUCUGCGGCUGGACCAGAGAGACGGGGACGGGGGCUGAGUGGCUCAUCCAGACCAACAGGGCUCCCAGCAUCCACAGAGGCCCCGCCCUCGACCACUUAGGCGGACCAGGGAACUUCAUCUACAUGCAGCUGGGGGACACAGACCCACCGAGUAAAACAGGCGACGAUGAAGACGAAGAUGAAGAGGAGAAGGUGGCGAGCUUGGCCAGCCUGCCCAUCACGGCGCCGGACGCCGACCUGUGCAUGUCCUUCUGGUACCACAUGUUCGGGGAACACGCAGGCGCGCUUCACAUCAAGCAGAGGAGGGAGGCGGAGGAGGGGCACAUCAUGUGGACGCUCAGCGGUCACCAGGGCAACCGCUGGAGGGAGGGACGGGUCCUGCUGCCACGCUCCGGUGUCUCAUACCAGGUGGUUGUGGAGGGCGUGGCAGACAGACACAGUGCAGGUCACAUAGCUGUGGACGACAUCCAGAUACUAGAUGGACUCGAUGCUGAGGACUGCAAGGAUCCAGAAGCUCCUACGUCUCCGCCAACUGAGAUCUUCAUCCUCCCGAUGGACUCCCUCUCGCAAGAGACCAGCGAGCUUGGGGGCCCAGGCAACAUGCUGAAGACCCUGGACCCCAUCCUCAUCACCAUCAUCGCCAUGUCGGCGCUGGGCGUCUUCCUGGGCGCCAUCUGCGGCGUGGUCCUAUACUGCGCCUGCUCGCAGGGCAGCAUGACGGACAGGAACUUAUCUGCCCUGGAAAACUAUAACUUUGAGCUGGUGGAUGGCGUGAAGCUAAAGAAGGACAAGCUGAACGGACAGACUAACUAUUCGGAGGCGUAAGGGGGGGGCAGAGGGACGGAGCUGCGAUUGCUCCGCGUGGACUCGUGAUGCAGUCAAUCAAGUGGGAGGAACACGGGGGGCUGAAGCCACCAAUGGGACGGCAGGGUGGGCUGAAAGUGAGCCAAUGUCAUUUUUUUUCUCAGGAGCGGCAGUGGAAGGGACUGACCUGUAGGGGGGGGCACUGUGUAUAAAGAAUCUGUACAGCAAAAGAAAAGAAAAGAAGACAACUAAGAUGAUUCUAAUUGUUUGUUUCAGCGUGCUUUGUUGAUUUCAUGUAAUCACAUGCUGGUGUUGAGACCAAUUCAGAUGAAAGUAUCGUUUGUGUACUUAUUGAGAGAUAUGAUUAUGUUUUAUUCUUAUUUUUUUUCAGACGUCAUAGUUUCACAGAAAGAACGGAGUAUGUGGAAUUAUUUACUACUCUGAUAUCUGGCUCUUUAGCUGGCCGUGUGUGUGUGUGUGUGUGUGUGUGUGUGUGUGUGUGUGUGUGUGUGUGUGUGUGUUACGUGUAUACCUGUGUCACAUUCACAUACAUCUGCAUUUCAGGUGUGUGUGUGUGUGUGUGUGUGUGUGUGUCAUUCAGUUUAGUAUGUGCAUUACACUCAUGUUUAUCUGUAUACAUGAAGUGCAUGUGUGUGUGUGUGUGUGUGUGUGUGUGUGUGAAGGCGGGUUCUAUGGUGACCCGUUGUCCACUUCCAACAGUGCCUUUUUUUUUUUUUCCCUCCAUUUUUCUGUUGCCUUGUUUUUCUGCUGGUUGUUUUUUCCAUCGGCUGGUGUUCCGUCCGUCCAGGGUUCCUAUACACGCACACACGUGAGGGAAAAGUCCAGAAACUUUGCCAGUUGUGUGAUUAUUCAACUCCAAAUUGUCGUGUUGUAGUAGUAUACUGUCAAAUAGGACGUGUGUUGGUGUGGAGCUGAAGAUCUUGUCGCCUCGAUGACACUCGUAAGGACACGCAUUCAAAUGUUAAUAUCCAAGUUAAGCAUUUAUAGUUUUGGAAAGCUUUGGGAAAAAAAACGAUGGGAUUUCAGAAUGGAAAAUGUGUAGGAGCCCUGAAUGCCUCUUGUUCAUGGCACAUGACACAUCCAACAUAUUGUACAUAGCUUUUAAUAUAUUUGAGCGCCCUUUUUCUAUAGAAAAAGACACUAGUGCCGCAGUAUCCUUUCUAUGUUGGAAUCAAACUCGCCCUAAUCUCUAAAAUGUACAGAAAGAUAUUCGUUUUAACAGGCAGAGACACAAACCUGUUGUAUGUGUUUCUUUUACAAAUGUGAUCUGGCUCGACAUUGUGUGAUUAUUUGUUGUUGUUGUCGUUGUUUAGUUUCCGUUUGUGCUCUGGGAACAGGAAGGUUUCUGCAACCAUGGAAACGGCUUUGAGAUUAUGGAGGGAUGCCUCAGAAUUGCCUCAUGGGAAGCCAUGUUUUUAUACAGGGUAAAACGGACAACCUCAGCACCACUGGGACGCUGACAGCUAGUCAAGGAUGGAUCCUUCAUGGGAGUGAAAUAUGUUUUCAUGGCUAGCAGCUAACGUUUCUCACUGGCACACAGAGAGACUGUUGAGCCCUGGAGCCGCCAGAAAGACCGCCAUCGGCAUAUUUUUAUUGAGGCUGACAGGAUGUGGCGGACCCUGCUAAUUCUUACUACCCUGACUGAAAAACUAAGAACUAAUGUUUGCCACGACAAUGCUGUGCUCUCUGUCAGUGUUUUUAUCCUGUGUCGACUAUCAGAGAAGGAUCGAAAUGAUGUUUUAAAAAAAAACAGGUGGCUUUAAAGCUGUCCAAUUCUUGCCCCACAACCAUUUCUCUUGAGCUAAAGUGGCCUGGAAAUAACACACACACAUACACACACACACACACACACACACACACACAAGUCACAUUUUCAUAACAAAGAUGAGCUUACGAGCUAAUCAGAGCGGAGACCCAACAGCAAUGCCUCUAAAGCAAUAGGGCUCAUUAUUUUAUUUUCUUGUUUUGUGUUUUAAAAAAUCGUAAAUUUGAUUUCAAAAAGUCAAUUUUUAUAGUGAAAGCACUGUUUUUUUCUGUGAGAUUCUGCUGCAGUUUAAUUUGCAUUUCAUCCCCAUUUUAUUUCAUUGUGCUGUCAAUAUUGCAAAGGGGCCUCAUGUAACUGUGUAAUCUACAGUGAUCAGUCUGUGAGGAGUAGGACAUAUGAUGAAAAUCACUUUAUAGUAAUUGGUUCUUUUUUCAAUCUGGGUAUUUUUCAGUAAAACAAUGUGUUAAAAAACUGAAAAACGAUGAGCCUUAUAAAUAUUGCCCUAAUAAUACUGCGUUGUUGUGUUUUAGCUUUUGUAGCUAAAUGUGUUGUGAUACUGGUCACUUCUUCAUAGCACUGUAUCGGUGGGAGGAUUGAGUCUUGGAAGGCAGUCACUGGUGUCAGCCUUUAUCAACCGCCAACACAGACGGGACAAUUCUUACCGAAUGUUCUUCCACGCUGACGGAGGCCUCCGUAGAUUAAAAAGCCAUUAGGCAGGUGGGAGACUUUGACAUGUUGCCACUGGGAGAGCAAUGUUCAUCUCAGUGUGGUUCCUGCUGCGCUGCACUGUGGAACCUCAAGCUGCCCAGUUUUUAAUGUAGCAUUAUGUGGCAUCGUGUGAGUUCAAAAUACACAGAGAGACCGUUCAUCGUUUCUCUAUUCUUUCCUUCAAGAUGGGGCUUUUCAACCGGUUUAAAUGAAAUCACUGUGCAGUUGCACUAACAAACAUUUCCAAUCAAAUGAAGGUGCUCUUGGGAUGUUCAUUAUUAGAAGCACACCGGUUCAUAAUAUCAACCACAUAACGUUAUGUUUACAGCGAAAGACACAGACAAGAUAAUAUCCAAACUGUAAUACUUUCAGUCUGAACAGAAUGUGUCUCAAUAAAGCUCUUUCCCCUUCCAACAAGAAAGGAUGCCGCAGCACUCGAUAUGAAAACAAAUGUUGCACUGAUAUAUUCAAAAAGAAGAAAAAAAGAAUCUGUGUUUAUGAUGUUGAUUCAUGAGGAGGCAGGAAGGAGAGGACAGUGUUAUUGUUGCUUCUUUUUUAACACGGUUUCAGAUAACAAUGUUAGAAUUCUGAAAAGUACCAUUCUCAGAGAUGUUUUUCAUUCUGGAAAAAAAGCUUAUAUGCGUCUCUUUGAAACGUAACAAUUUUAUUUGCUUGGUAUAAUAUCACCUUGUUUUUGUACCGUCACUGAUGUGUGUGCCAUUGUUUUAUGAUUUGUUUUCUUUGUAUGACAAGAAGAAAUGUUGUUGUUUUUUUCUUUCAAUACUGCUUCUGUAAUUUUUUGCUGUCUCAGAUCCAGAAAAAAACAAAGAAAGGACAUAAGUAAAGAAAAAAAGAAGAAAAGAAUGGGAAAGCAGUGAGGCCUUAAGUGACUAAAAGUAUUGUCUGUACUUUGACUUUCUGGUCAGCACCCAGACUCACCCGUCUCUGUUGUCUCAGACUCUGAUCAUUGACUAUUACAUUCCAAAGAAUUGGAUCAAAUAAAUGUUUUAAGUAAA
Molecule: messenger RNA, 7007 nt
Organism: Perca flavescens (yellow perch)
Lineage: Eukaryota; Metazoa; Chordata; Actinopteri; Perciformes; Percidae
Product: neuropilin-1a
Exons: 18
Coding region: 636-3518 (960 amino acids)
Biological process (GO): positive regulation of filopodium assembly; vascular endothelial growth factor signaling pathway; sprouting angiogenesis
Cellular component (GO): focal adhesion; axon; plasma membrane
Molecular function (GO): vascular endothelial growth factor receptor activity; semaphorin receptor activity; vascular endothelial growth factor binding
Source: RefSeq, a predicted model, not a curated record